UCAGAUCCUCAUCCUCCUCUUGUAUCACCACCAUCAAUCCCGUCGGCGAUGGCGCGAGAUUCAGGUGGAGGCGGACCGUCCGACGAGGGCACUGUCCUAAGCUUUGCACCCUACAGCCGCCAUGUCUGCUCCAAACGAAUGGCGGAGGUCGCCGGCAAUGAGCACGGGUCGGCGACGGAUGGUUGUCUGCUGAGACGAAUCGAAGUUUGGCCACCAAUGAAAGCAUUCCUAUAUCACGUAUAUUUUAUUUUGGCCCGAAGCGACUUAAUUCAUCGGCCUUGUUGCCAUUCUUUUCUAUCCAAUGUAACUAAUUUCGCGGCCCAACUCAUUAUUGAUUUUUGGCCCAAAUUGAGAUGUUUUGCCUUAGCCCAAUUAGAAGAUGUUUUAUCUUUGGCCCAUUUCUUGGCCCAAUUCUCCUUUAUUAUGCGAUCAAGUUUGAGUAGAAAAAGAUAUUUUCCUUCUCCUUCUUCGCAUAGACCAAGUCCAAUCAGUCGCCAACGUCCCCUCAUCAAAUCAGCGUGUUCCAUAGCCGAGGUUGAUUCAUCCGUCAGAGUAAGAACCUGCAACCAGCCCCGUCCUCCAUUGACUCCUGCGAGUCCAUCUCCGCGCAGCUCCACCGUCGCCGACCCUCAGCAGUCCAAUUCCCGAGUUGUGCUUCGAACUUCUUUUAUUAAUGUGUCUAUCUUUGCGUUAUGUGACACUGGAGCUACUCAUUCCUUUAUCUCCUCUCGAUGCUUGGGUGCCCUAUCUAUUGAUAAUGUGUGCAACUGUGACCCUCUUGAGGUUAGUCUAGUCUCGGGAAAGAUUAUUAUUUCCGAUUCUAUGAUUUCCAGUCUUCCAGUCAGUAUUGGUGGACGUGUUUUGGAGGCCGAUUGCUAUGUUAUUGAAAUACGGGACUUCGAUGUGAUCUUAGGCAUGGAUUGGCUCACUCGCUAUCGAGCCGAUAUCCGGUGCCAGGAGCGCGAAGUCAGUCUCUUCCCUGUUUCUGAUCAGCCUAUUAUUUUCUAUGGGGUGAAGUCGAGGACUGUGCCUCAAGUCAUCUCUUCGAUGCAAGCUAGGAAGAGCCUUUCUAAGGGUAGCUGUCAGGGCUAUCUGGUUUCUAUAGUAUCCGAGGACGAUUCUGAGAGGUCCCCGGAGAGAGUCUCUAUCGUCUGCGAGUACCUCGAUGUCUUUCCUGAUGAGUUGCCCAGAGGACCGCCCGACUGCCAGGUGGAAUUCACCAUUGAUCUAGUACCAGGAGCCGACCCUGUUUCUAAGGCCCCUUAUCGUAUGGCGCCGAAGGAGCUUCAAGAGCUCAAGACCCAGAUCCAAGAGUUACUCAAUUUUGGUUUCAUUCGUCCGAGUCUUUCGCUGUGGGGAGCGCCCGUCCUAUUCGUGAAGAAGAAAGACGGAUCGAUGCGCAUGUGUAUUGACUAUCGGGAGUUGAAUGCCCUUACAGUCAAGAACAAGUAUCCCCUUCCUCGCAUUGAGGAUCUCUUCGACCAGUUGAGAGGAGCCAGUGUAUUUUCGAAGAUCGACUUGCGUUCUGGCUAUCAUCAGCUGAAGAUCCGGGAGUCGGAUAUUUCUAAGACUGCCUUCCGUACCCGUUAUGGCCACUAUGAGUUCGUAGUCAUGCCGUUCGGACUCAGCAAUGCCCCGGCCGUGUUCAUGGACCUUAUGAAUAGGGUCUUUCAUCCCUUCCUGGACCAGUUUGUUAUCGUGUUCAUCGACGACAUCUUGGUUUAUUCUCGGAGCAUCGACCAGCACAAGGAGCAUCUGAGGAUUGUGCUGGAGACUCUUCGCCGCGAGAAGCUGUAUGCUAAGUUCUUGAAGUGCGAGUUUUGGCUAGAUCGUGUGGCAUUCCUUGGCCACAUUGUGACAGCGAGAGGCAUUGAGGUGGAUCCCAGCAAGAUCGAGGCAUUGAGCAAGUGGGAUACACCAAGAAGUGCCGCUGAUGUUCGUAGUUUCCUGGGGUUAGCGGGAUACUACCGGAGGUUUAUCGAGGGCUUCUCGAAGAUAGCCCAGCCACUAACCAACCUUACGAAGAAGGCCGUGAGGUUCGAUUGGAGUCAGAAGUGUGAGGAGAGUUUCCAGGAGUUGAAGAGGAGACUCACUACCGCGCCCGUUCUAUCUAUUCCCGAUCUUACUUUGGAGUUCACCAUCUAUAGUGACGCUUCAAAGAUGGGUUUGAAAUGUGUUUUUAUGCAGCAAGGGAGGGUCGUAGCCUAUGCGUCGAGGCAGCUGAAGCCUCACGAGCAGAACUACCCCACUCACGAUCUUGAGUUAGCUGCAGUCGUUCAUGCCUUGAAGAUUUGGCGACACUACCUCUAUGGAGGCAAGUGUGAGAUGUUUACCGACCACAAGAGCCUAAAGUACAUUUUCACACAGAAGGAGCUGAAUAUGCGGCAGCGUAGGUGGUUGGAACUGGUCAAGGACUACGAUUGCACGAUUAGCUACCAUCCGGGGAAAGCUAACGUGGUAGCCGAUGCCCUUAGUCGGAGGAGUUAUGGCCAGUUAUCUUGUCUUUUACCGAGCAAGAUGUCCUUCUUCGGGA
Molecule: messenger RNA, 2533 nt
Organism: Striga hermonthica
Lineage: Eukaryota; Viridiplantae; Streptophyta; Magnoliopsida; Lamiales; Orobanchaceae
Source: the annotation of a GenBank genome assembly